Molecule: messenger RNA, 696 nt
Organism: Vanderwaltozyma polyspora DSM 70294
Lineage: Eukaryota; Fungi; Ascomycota; Saccharomycetes; Saccharomycetales; Saccharomycetaceae
Gene: ADK2
Product: adenylate kinase ADK2
Exons: 1
Coding region: 1-696 (231 amino acids)
Biological process (GO): nucleobase-containing compound metabolic process
Cellular component (GO): mitochondrion; cytoplasm
Molecular function (GO): AMP kinase activity; ATP binding
Source: RefSeq, a predicted model, not a curated record
AUGUCGACAUCAAGUUUGGCAAAGCCAUUGAGAUUACUGUUAUUAGGUGCACCUGGGUCUGGUAAGGGGACCCAGACUUCGAGGUUGUUAAAAGUUUUCCCUAAGAUGCAGUCUGUAGCGUCUGGAGACCUCCUGAGACAACAAAUUAAAGAUAAAACUUCGUUAGGGGUACUUGCUUCGAGCUAUAUUACUAAAGGUUCAUUGAUCCCAGAUGAGCUUAUUACCAAGUUGUUGAUCUCGUAUUUGGCGGAGAAUUGUUGGUUAACACCAAAAUCUUCAUGGCUGUUAGAUGGAUUUCCUAGAACUGUCAAUCAGGGACAGAUCUUAGACCAUAAAUUAAGCUCAUCUGAUGUCAACUUGAACCUAGUCGUCGAGUUGGAUGUGCCUGAAAGUGUGAUAUUAGACAGAAUAGAAAACAGGUUUGUUCAUGUCCCAAGUGGAAGAAUAUACAAUCUAAAAUAUAAUCCACCAAAAGUUCCUGGAAGAGAUGAUAUCACAGGGGAGCCAUUAACAAAGAGACCAGACGACAACGUAGAGGUGUUUGCCAAGAGAUUGCAGGAAUAUAAACGUUUAGUAGAACCAUUGAAGGAAUACUACGCUAACAAGAACGUUCUUAAAACUGUAUCUGGUGAAACUUCUGACAUAAUAUUCCCAAAACUUUGUGAUUUAAUUGUAAAUGACUUCGGGGCAAAAUAG